Molecule: messenger RNA, 807 nt
Organism: Rhinopithecus roxellana (golden snub-nosed monkey)
Lineage: Eukaryota; Metazoa; Chordata; Mammalia; Primates; Cercopithecidae
Product: cortistatin
Exons: 3
Coding region: 180-488 (102 amino acids)
Biological process (GO): regulation of cell migration
Cellular component (GO): extracellular region
Molecular function (GO): neuropeptide hormone activity
Source: RefSeq, a predicted model, not a curated record
AUCCGACUUGGCCGCGCACCACCGCCCCUUCUCGGCCCUCCUACAUUUGUCCAGGGUCGGCACGCAGUAAUGGAGGAGGAGGCGGAGACCGAGGAGCAGCAGCGAUUCUCUUACCAACAGGGCUGCCAGUAAGGAAGAGCAGCAGCAGGGUUUGAGAGAAGCUCCUGUCAGCCCACAAGAUGCUGUUGCCCCCCGGCCUCCUGCUGCUGCUGCUCUCUGGGGCCACGGCCACCGCCGCCCUGCCCCUGGAGGGCAGCCCCACUGGCCCAGACAGCGAGGAAGCAGCAGGAAUAAGGAAAAGCAGCCUCCUGACUUUCCUCGCUUGGUGGUUUGAGUGGACCUCCCAGGCCAGUGCCGGGCCCCUCAUAGGAGAGGAAGCCAGGGAGGUGGCCAGGCGGCAGGAAGGCGCACCCCCCCAGCAAUCCGCACGCCGGGACAGAACGCCCUGCAAGAACUUCUUCUGGAAGACCUUCUCCUCCUGCAAAUAAAAUCUCACCCAUGAUUACUCACGCAAGUGUAAUGACAGACCUGAAUAAAAUGUAUUAAGCAGCAGCGAUCUUUCCUUUCCUCCUUCCCAAGUCAUUUGAAAAGUGUUUUUUAUUUAAAUUCCAAUAAUGCCCAAUACUGACAUGUCUUAAGUAAUUUGGAACCCAAAGCGAACAUCUUUGAUAAAGAUUUUUUUGGGUUUGACUGAACCAUGCUAAGUGUGGGCACUGGGCUUUCCUUCUGACGUUCAUUAUGGUGCUGGGAAGCUCUUUGAUUUAAAAUAAAAUAGCUAAAGGCUACAUAAUUAAGAGUUCAGAAUAA